Messenger RNA from Plasmopara halstedii, 879 nucleotides. Its product is annotated as tkl protein kinase. The coding region runs from base 1 to 879 and encodes 292 amino acids. NCBI's taxonomy places the organism in Eukaryota, Oomycota, Peronosporomycetes, Peronosporales, Peronosporaceae. Gene Ontology annotation, biological process: protein phosphorylation. The record is from RefSeq and is a predicted model, not a curated record. Gene Ontology annotation, molecular function: ATP binding; protein kinase activity. The transcript is spliced from 8 exons.
AUGGACAGCGACGACAUCAACAGUGCUCCGUGCUGGGAAUGUAUUGACUUUAAGGAGCUUACCAUAUGCGAGGUUAUUGGUGGAGGUGGCGUCGCUUUAGUGCAUCGUGGAAUCUACCACAACAACUCAGUUGCUUUAAAAAUACUCUUUGAUCCGCGUGUGGAUGACGUACUAAAGCAAGAAUUUAUGGAUGAACUGCUUGUUAUGAGCAAAUUGAAACAUCCGAACGUUGUCAACUUGAUCGGAGCAUGUUUAGAGCCGCCCAAACUCUGUAUGGUGAUGGAAUUAUGUGACUUCUCACUUCAUCAUUUGCUUCAUGGAACCAACACGUAUCUAAGCUCGCAACAAAUGACCCGAAUUGCUAGCGAUAUUGCGAACGGUAUGCGAUAUUUACACUCAAGAAAGCCUGCAGUUAUUCAUCGUGAUCUUAAGAGUGCAAAUGUUCUGCUGGAUUUCAAAGGGGUAAUGAAGUUGUGUGACUUUGGUCUCGUUCGGACAAAAUGUACAAAUGCUGGAACACCUAGCUAUAUGCCUCCAGAGCUUUUAAUGGGUCAAUCAUUUUCCAAAUCAGUGGAUGUCUAUAUGUUUGGCAUACUUUUGUAUGAGAUUUUCAGUCGUGACAUUCCAUUUCGAGGAUAUGACAUCGUAGACAUCAAGCGACAUGUUAUAGCUGGUGAGCGCUUUCGAGUUCCGACUUUAGAUUGCCCGCGUGAAUGUCAAGACUUAAUGAAGCGAUGUUGGGAUGGCGAGCCAAAUUGUCGACCUACGUUUGAGGAAGUUUAUGAAAUCUUGCAGAACGUUUCAUUCUCUCGAUCAUUUAAAGCCUCUCAAAAUGUCCUUGAAGGAGAUGCACUUGAUUUUCUACUUAAUGCAAAGUAA